Molecule: messenger RNA, 1620 nt
Organism: Aspergillus pseudotamarii
Lineage: Eukaryota; Fungi; Ascomycota; Eurotiomycetes; Eurotiales; Aspergillaceae
Product: putative MFS lactose permease
Exons: 6
Coding region: 1-1620 (539 amino acids)
Biological process (GO): carbohydrate transport; transmembrane transport
Cellular component (GO): membrane
Molecular function (GO): carbohydrate:proton symporter activity
Source: RefSeq, a predicted model, not a curated record
AUGGCCGAUAAGGUGGAUGCCACUGUGUCCCACAGUGACAACCCGGGCGAAGCCCAGAUCAAGGGUGUCAACAAUGCCGCGUUGGCAGUAGCCACUAUCCAGCAGAAGCCCAAGCUGCUGAGCAAGAGUAUGCUCAAGCUGUACUGGUGUAUCGCAGUAGCCAUGCUCAACUCCUGUAUCAACGGAUACGACGGCUCCCUCAUGGGUUCCAUCAACAGCUACGAACAAUACAGAUCAUACUUCGGGUUCGAUCCAGAUGAGGGUACACCAUCUACCGGAAUCGUCUACGCUAUCUACACCAUCGGAAACAUCGUGGGCUCAUUCACGGCUGGUCCCUUCACGGAUUUCAAAGGUCGUCGCGUCGGUAUGGCCCUCGGCUCCAUCUUCAUCAUCGUCGGAACAAUCGUCCAGGCCACAUGCCACAACCUGGGCGGCUUCAUGGCGGGCCGAUUCAUCCUCGGUUUCGGCGUAGCAACCUCCGCCACCGCCGGUCCAGCAUACGUCUCUGAGAUGGCCCAUCCCGCUUAUCGAGGUGCAAUGACCGGUCUCUACAAUGUGUUGUGGUUUGGAGGCGGUAUUCCGGGAACCUUCAUCCCGUGGAGGACAAGCGAUAUUGAGGGAACAAUGAGCUGGCGGAUUCCGAUUUGGCUGCAGAUGAUCUUCUCGGGGUUGGUGCUUUUGUUCUGUUUUACUGUUCCAGAGUCCCCCCGUUGGCUCAUCUCCCAAGACAAGCAUGAAGCCGCGCUCAAGGUCCUGGCCGAAUACCACGGAGAAGGCGAUCGUAACGCGCCCAUUGUGCAACUCGAGUACCGGGAGAUGGUGGAGGAUAUUUCCCAGACCGGUUCUGAUAAGCGCUGGUGGGACUACCGGGAGCUGUUCAACAGUCGCGAGACACGGUAUCGAUCCAUGCUUGUCAUCUUCAUGGCUUUCUUCGGCCAGUGGUCCGGCAACGGCCCCGUCUCCUACUACUACCCCCAGAUGCUCCGCGGCGCAGGUAUCGAAAACAACAACACCCGACUCCUCCUGCAGGGACUCCAAAACGUGGUGCAGUUCAUCGGCGCCGUGUUCGGCGCACUCAUCACCGAUCGUGUCGGUCGUCGUCCCCAACUCCUCGUCUCAACCGGUCUCAUCGUCAUCCUCUUCGCCAUCGUCCUGGCACUGAACGCAACCAACGUCGUCGACGGUCCAGACGGUGAACCCAUCGCCAAGAGCGGAGUCACAGCCCGGGCCCAAAUCGCCAUGAUCUUCAUCUUUGGAUUCGUCUACUCGGCCGGUUGGACGCCGAAUCAGGCCAUGUACCCGGUGGAAUGUCUUCGAUAUGAAAGUCGGGCUAAGGGAAUGGGCAUGAACAACUUCUUUGUCAACAUCGCCUCCUUCUACAACACCUUCGUCACUGGAAUCGCCUUCACCGGCGCCGGCUGGAAAUACUACUUCCUAUUCAUCUUCUGGGACACGUUCGAGUUCAUCAUCAUCUAUUUCCUGUUUGUGGAGACCAGCAAGCGCACAUUGGAAGAAUUGACGGCGAUCUUCCAAGCCAAGAGCCCGGUCAAGGCAUCAUUGAAAAAGGAUGAAGUAUUUGUUGCGAGUGAUGGGGCGGCUGCUAUUCAGAAGGAGGUUUAA